This is a messenger RNA of Acaulospora morrowiae, 156 nucleotides long. The record is from the annotation of a GenBank genome assembly. Lineage: Eukaryota; Fungi; Glomeromycota; Glomeromycetes; Diversisporales; Acaulosporaceae.
AUGACCCAGGAGACUGCCACCAUCUCUUUUACUUCUAUUUCUAGUAUCGAUGAAAUAAAAAAGUAUCGUUCUUUUUGGUGGAAAACUGGUAAUAUGCACCCGAAGGCCAAAUGGGAGGAAGCAACGAUUAUGUCAAUCAAGAAUAUUGCAUUUGUG